GGGCUUUUUUCCCUCCUCCUCCUGUGCAUGAACACAACAGUAGGACCCCCCCCCCCCCCACCCACCCUCCUAUCCACCCCACCAGGAUCUAAAGAUGUGGACGGAAGUCGGAAAGCUCGUGCUAUUACAUUUGCUGCUCGCGGAGCUCCACUGCGCUAAAGGAACUAACACGGAGUCGGAGUGUGAAACGGGUCAGUUUCAGUGCAAGAACGGACGCUGCAUCCCGACCCUGUGGAGAUGUGACGACGAUGACGAUUGCUCCGACAGCAGCGACGAGGAGAACUGUCCCAAGAAGACGUGCGCCACCACCGACUUCGCCUGUAAGAACGGACAGUGCGUCCCCGCCAGGUGGCGCUGUGACGGGGAACCGGAGUGUGCGGACGGCUCCGACGAGGCCGACGCAAUCUGCAGCCGACAGACCUGCCCGCCGGAGAAGUUUGACUGCGGGGGGGCUGCCAGCAAAUGCGUUUCGUUGUCAUGGCGAUGCGAUGGAGAGAGGGACUGUGAGAACGGGGCGGACGAGGACCAGUGCGCCGCAGACGCCAAGGCCUGCCCCUCCAAAGACUUCCCGUGCCGCAACGGCAAGUGCGUGGCGCCGAUCUUCGCGUGCGACGGCGACGACGACUGCGGCGACGGCAGCGACGAGGACAAGUGCCCGACUCCCGCCUGCGGCCAGCACGAGUUCCGCUGCAACGACUCGGAGUGCAUCCCGGCCCUGUGGAGCUGCGACGGAGACCCCGACUGCAAGGACAAGUCGGACGAGUCCAUGGAGCGCUGCAGCCGCCGGACGGAGCCCCGGAAGCCGCGGUGCCCCGCCGGCGAGCUCCAGUGCGGCAGCGGCGAGUGCGUCCACGGCAACUGGAGGUGCGACGGAGACGCCGACUGCAAGGACAAGUCGGACGAGGCCAACUGCCCUCUGCUCACGUGCCGACCGGAUGAGUUCCAGUGUGGCGACGGCUCGUGUGUCCACGGCACCAAGCAGUGCAACAAAGUCCACGACUGCCCCGACUACAGCGACGAAGCCGGCUGCGUCAACGUCACAAAGUGCGACGGCCCGAGGAACUUUCGCUGUAAGAACGGCGAGUGUGUGGACGUCAGCAAGGUGUGCGACAACGUGAAGGACUGCGAGGACUGGUCCGACGAGCCCAUGAAGGAGUGUGGCCUGAAUGAGUGUGCCGACAACAAUGGCGGCUGCUCCCACAUCUGCAGGGACCGCAUCAUCGGUUACGAGUGUGACUGUCCCUCCGGGUAUAAACUCCUGGACAAGAAGACUUGUGGAGACAUCGACGAAUGCGAGAACCCGGACGCCUGCAGUCAGAUCUGCAUCAACUACAAAGGGGAUCACAAGUGUGAAUGCUACGAAGGCUACGAGAUGGACCCCGCCUCCAAGACCUGCAAGGCUGUGGGAAAGAGUCCGUACCUGAUGUUCACCAACCGCCACGAGAUCCGCCGCAUCGACCUGCUGAAGAGCGAGUACACACAGGUGGUUCCCACGCUGAAGAACGCCGUGGCCCUGGAUGUGGACGUGGCCACCAACAAGAUGUUCUGGUGCGAUCUGUACCAUCGCAAAAUAUACAGCGCUUACAUCAACAAGGCGAGCGACGCGUCGCAGCAGCUGACCCUCGUCGACUCGCUGCACUCCCCCGAGGGCCUGGCCGUGGACUGGGUCCACAAGAACAUCUACUGGACCGACUCCGGCAACAAGAGCAUCUCCGUCGCCACGGGAGACGGACGGAAGAGGAAAGUGCUGAUCGCCACCGAGUUGAGCGAGCCGCGGGCCAUCGCGGUGGAUCCACAGCAAGGCUUCAUGUACUGGUCGGACUGGGGAGGUCAGGCCAAAAUUGAGAAGGCUGGUAUGAACGGAGUGGACCGACAGGUUCUGGUGUCCGAACACAUCGAGUGGCCCAAUGGAAUCACCCUGGACUUGUCGAAUAGGCGUCUCUACUGGGUGGACUCCAAGCUGCACCUGCUGUCCAGUGUGGAUCUGAACGGGGACAACCGCAAAGUGCUGCUGUCCUCCCAGCGCCACCUGGGUCACCCCUUCGCCCUCACUGUGUUCGAGGAUCGUGUCUACUGGACCGACCUGGAGGAUGAGGCGAUCUACAGCGCCGACCGGCUGACGGGGCUCGACGUGGUGACGGUGGCGGAGCACCUGAACAACCCCCUGGACCUGGUGGUGUUCCAUGAGCAGCGGCAGCCCACAGCUCCAGACGCCUGCAGCGUGGGCAGCCUGCCCAACGGCGGCUGUGAGUACCUGUGCCUGAAGGCACCGCAGAUCACAGACCACUCCCCCAAGUACACCUGCGCCUGCCCCGACGGCACGGAGCUGGGGCCGGACAUGAGGCGCUGUGCCGCGGUUCGACCCAGAACAACAACGACGGCUGCUCGAAGCACCACGACCACCACAACCAUGACAACCACGAUAACCACGACAACCACCACCCCUACCUCCACCCCCCCUACCUCCACCUCCUCUACCUCCUCUGCUGCUACGACACCCAGGCCCACAACCCGCCGCCUGGCGCCGCCCGCCGCCACCAAGACCCCCAGGAGAACCUCGAUGGAGGCGCCUCGGACCCCCGCCGCCGCCACGAGCACGGAGACGCCCGGGGGCAGCGGCACGCGGCGGACAUCCACGCACACACACACACACACACCGCUGCUGGGCCCCGUGGCCCCCAACAGCAUCCAGAGGGAGAGCAACGCCAACCUCUCCCACAGAGCUGCCAGUGAUCAUUACCUCAUCGGGAACAACAUCACGGUGGCCGUGCUGGGCAUCGUCAUUCCUAUCGUCCCUAUCCUUGCCACAGUGGUCAUCGGCCUGCUCUGCACCGGCGGGUACCUGAUGUGGCGCAACUGGCGGCGCAAGAACACCAAGAGCAUGAACUUCGACAACCCCGUGUACCGCAAGACCACGGAGGACGACGACGACGAGAUCCACAUCGGGCGCCACAGCGAGUCGUCGUCCGUCGGCCACGUGUACCCAGCACUCAGACAGCCGGAGAGGAAUCCGGUUUGGCGUUAUGUGGGCCAGACGUUUCAGGCCGGAGGCUAGCGUCCCACAUUCCUCCCAUGGGAGCAGAGACGAGAGAACCGGGGGAACGAAUAAAGUGUGGAAUUUUUAAAAAAAAAGAGGAGGAGGAAGGUCAGGGAGAGGAGUAUGGAGUGCAGGGAAAUGGAUUCUAUAUGAACCUGUCGUUUAUUGUCUUUCUUUAUUCCCUGUCCAUCAUGUUUCUCUGUUUUUAUUAUUUCCUGUCUCUCUCUCUUUCUCUCUCUCUCUCUCUCUCACCUUCACCACCCUUUACCUGUGGUAACGUUCUUUUUGUUUUUGUGUGUAUCUUGCGUUUUUGCAGCGCGUGGCACUGAGUCUGGAGGAUGAUGGCUAUCCCUGAGGGGGGGGGGGGGGGGGGGAUGCAACCCCACCUCCCCGAUCCCGGCCCCUCCUCCUCUCACCACAGCCUCUACGCCACUACUUUAAGAGGCCAGUUGGACGCAGAGAAGAAAGAGAAGGACCUCCCCCUUUUUUUUUUGGAGGAGCAGAGGGAUGACAUGUACAUCUUUGUAAAUCCACCCUUCUUCUCCUUAACCCCCCCCCCCCCCCUACUACCACCACUAGCCACUACUCCUUCCCUUAGUGCUAGUUUAUCAGUCUCUCCACUCCUCUCUUCUUCUCUCCGCCUCUUCUUUAGCUUUAGUGGUGUGUAAAGAUGCUGCUUGUCAAACUAACCUCGUUGUGGUUGCACAUUGUAAAUAGAAGGCUGGGUUAAAAAAAAAAAAUAA
Pseudoliparis swirei is the source of this 3780-nucleotide messenger RNA. It is a transcript of the gene lrp8, whose product is annotated as low density lipoprotein receptor-related protein 8, apolipoprotein e receptor. The record is from RefSeq and is a predicted model, not a curated record. Gene Ontology annotation, molecular function: calcium ion binding; protein binding. The transcript is spliced from 19 exons. The coding region runs from base 95 to 3055 and encodes 986 amino acids. Lineage: Eukaryota; Metazoa; Chordata; Actinopteri; Perciformes; Liparidae.